Molecule: messenger RNA, 2703 nt
Organism: Parathielavia appendiculata
Lineage: Eukaryota; Fungi; Ascomycota; Sordariomycetes; Sordariales; Chaetomiaceae
Product: UPF0061-domain-containing protein
Exons: 1
Coding region: 492-2420 (642 amino acids)
Biological process (GO): protein adenylylation
Cellular component (GO): mitochondrion
Molecular function (GO): AMPylase activity
Source: RefSeq, a predicted model, not a curated record
GCAUCGGCCACAAGUCGGUACAGUCUGGAAGCUGCUGUCUCUCAGGUAAGGUGCCUCAUUAGCAUCGGGCAGAACUUUGGCCGUUGCCCAGCACUUUGCGUUGUACUGUUUGAGGCGAGAAACGGUAGACUUGGCUCGCUCAAGAGAUGCUAUGACGUGCCGUCACCGGCCUCGCGGAUCGCCACCCGAACGAACUCUUGAAUGAUAGUUUUCCCGUUUCAGUUCAGUCAAACCAUCGCAGAAGCCAUUUCGGAUCCCUAAACAUUCCAGAGCCCACCAUUUCAAGUUUUCCUACGCAUCAAUCACAGUUCCGCAGCAAGUCGAACCCCGAACGGGAUUGGCUCCGCGACGGGAACCGGAGCACUGCUUCUACCUGCUCUAACCUCGCACACCUCAUGCGCUUUCAACCCGCCGCCCGCUGUCUAGCCAUCGCGCAGCAAUUUCGGAGCCCCUGGAGCCGGUCCUUCUCAGCAUUCACCAACCCUUCUGCCAUGGCUGCAGUCAACAAUACUUCCACCUCUUCUCCAUCCCAUAGGGACGAAGGAGUGACGCUGGCCGCGCUUCCGAAGUCAUGGCAUUUCACAUCAUCACUCCCUGCAGACCCGCUGUUCCCGACGCCGGCUGAAAGCUAUAAGGCGACGCGCGAAGAUCUCGGGCCACGCCAGGUGCGAGGCGCCCUAUUUACAUGGGUCCGCCCGGAGAGCCAGCAAGAACCGGAACUGCUGGCUGUGUCGCCAGCGGCCAUGCGCGACCUGGGCCUGGCGCUGUCCGAAGCUGAGACAGACGAGUUCAAGGAGACAGUAGUCGGCAAUGAGAUCCAUGGAUGGGACCCCGUGACGCUCUCCGGGCCGGGCUACCCUUGGGCGCAAUGCUAUGGAGGGUUCCAGUUCGGAGACUGGGCCGGCCAGCUGGGUGAUGGACGAGCCAUCAGCUUGUUCGAGGCGACAAACCCUCGCACAGGGAUACGGUACGAAGUCCAGCUCAAAGGGGCCGGCAUAACCCCCUACAGCCGGUUCGCUGACGGCAAGGCCGUCCUGCGCAGCAGCAUCCGCGAGUUCGUCGUCAGCGAGGCGCUGAACGCCCUAGGGAUUCCCACUACGCGAGCGCUUGCCAUCAGCCUGCUACCACACAGCAAGGUCAGGCGAGAGCGUAUCGAACCCGGCGCCAUCGUGGUUCGCUUCGCGCAAAGCUGGCUGCGCUUCGGCACCUUCGACCUCCUCCGCGCGCGCGGCGACAGGACCCUCAUCCGCCGGCUGGCCACCUACGUCGCCGAAGAUGUCUUCGGUGGGUGGGAGACCCUCCCAGGCCGGCUUGACGACCCUGGCGAUCCCUCUAAGACCCCAACCCCUGAACGCAAUGUCCCUAAGGACACUCUCCAAGGCCCGCCUGGCGCCGAAGAGAAUCGUUUUGCGCGCCUCUACCGCGAGAUCGUCCGCCGUAACGCGCUCACCGUCGCCAAAUGGCAAGCGUACGGUUUCAUGAACGGCGUGCUCAACACCGAUAACACGUCCAUCUUCGGCUUGUCCAUGGACUUUGGCCCGUUCGCCUUCAUGGACAACUUCGACCCCAAAUACACCCCAAACCACGACGACUACCUCUUGCGCUACAGCUACCGCAACCAGCCGACCAUAAUCUGGUGGAACCUAGUCCGGCUAGGCGAAGCCCUCGGCGAGUUAAUCGGCUCCGGCCCCGACGUCGACACGCCCUUCUUCACCUCUUCCGGCGUAACUGAGGAAUCCGCUCCCCCGCUCAUCGCCCGCGCCGAGAAACUCAUCAACCAAGCCGGUGAAGAAUACAAGUCCGUCUUCCUCGCCGAAUACAAACGCCUUCUCACCCUCCGCCUCGGCCUCAAGACCCACAACCCAAACGACUUCGAUACGCUAUUCUCCCCCUUACUCGACACACUCGAAGCUCUCUCGCUAGAUUUCCACCUCUUCUUCCGCCGCCUCUCCACCCUCCCCUUAUCCGCCCUCUCCGCCCCGUCCUUCCGCCUCGAAAACGCCGCCCGUUUCUUCUACAAGGAAGACCCGCCCGCCGAUGACGCCGAGACGGGAGGUCGCCAACGAGUCGCAAACUGGCUCGCCGUCUGGCGCGAGCGCGUGGUCCAGGAUUGGGGAUCAUCCGACGGGACCGUAUCCGAAGAGGCCGACGCGGAGCGCAUGGCGGCUAUGAAGCGCGUGAACCCCAACUUUGUGCCGCGCGGUUGGAUCCUGGACGAGGUGAUUCGCCGCGUCGAAAAGGGCGGCGAGCGGGACGUGUUGAAUAGGGUUCUGCAUCUGGCGCUGCAUCCGUUCGAAGACAGCUGGGCUGGGAGGGAGUUUGACGGGGUGACGUAUGAAGGGGACAAGGAGGAGGAGGUCCGGUGGGUGAGCGAUGUGCCGAGGUCGGAGCGGGCGUUGCAAUGUAGCUGUAGUUCGUGAUCUUGAUAGGGCAAGGGGUCAAAGUUGGUGGAUAGGAAUCACCUCUGUGGGAUCAUGUUUUAGACGUCCUGUUCCCGAGUUAGAGCGAUUCUUUUAACUUGCAGGUCUUGAACGUUGCUGAUACUUCGGGUCGACCGGCCAUGUUGGGUCUCUCGCAAAUCACGCAAGUAACGGUUGAAGCAAAGGUUAAGAAUCAUCGGUUUUGAUAAACGAGUGGCUAUGAGCGAAAUAGUAUCCGAAUACAUGGACAAGGCCGGGUAAUCCACUGCAGGCCACGCAUCUU